This is a messenger RNA of Linum trigynum, 1690 nucleotides long. Lineage: Eukaryota; Viridiplantae; Streptophyta; Magnoliopsida; Malpighiales; Linaceae. The record is from the annotation of a GenBank genome assembly.
CAAUCCCAAAAGGCUGAAGAAAAUCUAAAGCAAUCGCGAGAACCCUAGUUUCGAAACUCUCGCUAGACAAAAGAGUUUUUUUAUUGGUGUAUAAUUGAAACUAGUGAACAUGAGGAACUUCAUUCAAAUCGCAUAAUAUGAAAUUCUUUUCUCGUUUAACUGAUCAAUAUAUCCGGUUUUGUCCGAAAUUAAGGUAUUAACUGGGUUUAUUUAAGGCUUGAUACGAACUCUUUUCCAGUCGAUUUGAUGACCGAUACUAUUUGUAUCCGAUUGAAUUUGAACCUGAUUAGAGGAAACGGGUGUGACAACCAUGAUUAUUACAACCAACCAUAACAAGAAGAUGCUUUAAUAUUUUUGUUGCGUAUUGUCUCAAGCGGCAAAAAGCUUGUGUCUCCAUAGUGGGCCGGCUCAGUUGAGACAAGGCCCAGAAAACAUUGGAAGGUUCAGCCCGUCAGUAAAUGUAGGAAACCCUAGGUUUUGCCUUGCAUAUAACCCCUAGCUUCGUCGAUUCAUCCCGCUGCGUCUCCAAUUUUCUGCCGUCUGUGCUUCCUGGUGUUCAAUUCCGUGCUAUCUGCUCUCCAUCUCGCGACCAUGGCGGCUGCUAAUCCUGCUCCUCCUCGCGCCCUCUCGGCUAAGGAGCUGGACAUUCAGAUGAUGUUGGCCGCCGAGGUCCAUCUCGGAACCAAGAACUGUGAUUUCCAGAUGGAGCGAUACGUCUUCAAGCGUCGCAAUGAUGGUAUUUACAUCAUCAAUCUUGGCAAGACAUGGGAGAAGCUGCAUAUGGCUGCUAGGGUUAUUGUAGGCAUUGAGAACCCUCAGGACAUCAUUGUCCAAUCUGCUAGGCCUUAUGGUCAGAGAGCCGUCCUGAAGUUUGCUCAGUACACUGGAGCUCAUGCCAUUGCUGGUAGGCAUACCCCUGGUACCUUCACUAACCAGAUGCAGACCUCUUUCAACGAGCCUCGUCUCUUGAUCCUUACUGACCCGAGGACAGAUCAUCAGCCCAUUAAGGAAGCAGCUCUUGGAAACAUUCCUACCAUUGCCUUCUGUGACACUGACUCCCCCAUGAGAUACGUUGAUAUUGGCAUUCCUGCCAACAACAAGGGAAAGCACAGCAUUGGAUGCUUGUUCUGGAUUUUGGCACGUAUGGUUUUGCAGAUGCGUGGUACUAUUCCCCAAGGCCACAAGUGGGAUAUCAUGGUUGACCUAUUCUUCUACAGAGAACCUGAAGAAGCCAAGCCACAGGAAGAGGAAGAAGUUGCUGCUGCUGCAGAGUAUGGGAUCACUGCUCCUGAUUACCAACCUUUGACUGACUGGAGUACACCUGGGGAUGUUCAGUGGGCCGCUGAUGCAGCUCAGCCUCCUAUUGCUGGUGUUCCAGCACCUUACUUUCCCGAUCAAGCUGCUGCACCCAUAGGCGGCGACUGGGAAACUGUACCAGCCGUUCCUUCUCCGUUUCCAGCUGCCACCGAAUCUGCAGCCACAGGAUGGGAGUAAAGCUGUUCUUUCCCGUUGGAAUCUGUAGCUGUGAUUCACAUGUUCUAUUACUCCAAAUAUCAGCGUUUUAAAGCUCCCAGUUCUAGGCAUGAAUGUUUUGUUUGCAGUUAUUUUUUUUUGGUUUGGUCUCAGUAAUGAUAGUGUAGAAACCAAUUUGCGGGGAGCGUUUUUUUGACAAUGAAGUAAGGUUUUGGUG